Molecule: messenger RNA, 1280 nt
Organism: Plectropomus leopardus (leopard coralgrouper)
Lineage: Eukaryota; Metazoa; Chordata; Actinopteri; Perciformes; Serranidae
Gene: desi1b
Product: desumoylating isopeptidase 1b
Biological process (GO): protein modification by small protein removal
Molecular function (GO): peptidase activity
Source: RefSeq, a predicted model, not a curated record
CAGUCAUGUUAUUGUUUACAGUCUGACAGUGACACAGCACGAGCUGUCAGCACUCGGCAACUUCAGUCUGUCAUUAGGAGAUUUAUAUUUGACACUUUUAUUUUUUUCUUUUCAUGUGAAAUAGUCUGGACCCUAUGUUAUAUCCGUAACCGUUCCACUAUAAAGUUUUCAAAGUUUUGUUUGCUAGUUGCCGGUGAACUAGCCAGCCGGCUAACUCUCGGUGGAUGUGAGUCAGCUAACUUUGUACGAGGCUCGCUGUCAUUUUGACGUUAUCUCUUUGUGCCGUCAUGGACCAAACCAACUCUUACCCAGUGAAGCUGUACGUCUACGACAUGUCCAAAGGCAUGGCCCGCCAGCUGAGUCCUCUCAUGCUCGGGAGACAACUUGAUGGGAUAUGGCACACUGCUAUUGUUAUCCAUGGAAAGGAGUUCUUCUUUAUGGGAGAAGGCAUCAGCAACUGUCCACCUGGUGGCACCCCCUUGGGUCAGCCUGACUCCAUAGUGGACCUAGGCUCCACGGAGGUGCCUGAAGACAUAUUUAUGGAAUACCUGAUUUCACUGGCAGAAUCAACUUACAGAGGUGACAAGUACAACUUGUUUGAGCACAACUGCAACAAUUUCAGCAACGAGGUGGCUCAGUUCCUCACGGGCAAAAAGAUCCCAUCGUACAUUACAGACCUUCCAUCUGAUGUGCUGUCCACGCCUUUUGGCCAGGCUCUCCGUCCCCUUCUGGAUUCCAUCGUCAUAAAUCCUGGAGGCACCAACAUAACCGGACAGCGAUAGAUUUUAUUUAAGGGUUUGUGGGUGAAAGUGGGACACUUGCCAUCAGCCACCACCCGAUCAUAUCUCUGCCUUUGCGCGUUAAUCUUUGCUAUAAGUCACUUUUCCAGUUAACCAGUUACAUCAGUGGAUGCUCUUCUCUAUUCAGUAUCUACAUAUUAUUCACACCAGGUUUCAAGGUGUGCUAGCCAUUGGGACCAGGGGACAAAAAAGAGUAGAGUUCUACUCUGGGUGUGAUAAAUCAGGUAAAAUUACGAGUUUUUGUGUAUUAAUGAAGUGAGAUUACUUCACCUGGCUUAACCAAAUCACUAUAUAUGCUCCAUAACUGUACUUUUGAUUGUUAUUUUUGAAUUUUAAUGACCUGCACAGGUGCUCUUUAAAAAGCUUUUUAAAUAUACAUCCUCAUCCUAAGGUGCUUUUGUUAUGGCACAAGAUAUGAUUGUCUGUUAUGAUGUGUGUUACAAGUCAUUGACUUGUGAAAAAAAAAUUUGUCAAAUAUGA